This is a messenger RNA of Poecile atricapillus (Black-capped chickadee), 4737 nucleotides long. RefSeq names its product protein phosphatase 6 regulatory subunit 3 (gene PPP6R3). The record is from RefSeq and is a predicted model, not a curated record. Bases 525 to 3164 code for a protein of 879 amino acids. Gene Ontology annotation, molecular function: protein phosphatase binding; protein phosphatase regulator activity. Gene Ontology annotation, cellular component: nucleus; cytosol. Lineage: Eukaryota; Metazoa; Chordata; Aves; Passeriformes; Paridae. The transcript is spliced from 26 exons.
GAGGUGAUUGGCAGGUGGGCGGAGGCAGAGGAGGGCUCGCCGGAGCGGCCAUGUCCGCCAUCUUGGAGCGUCGGUGAUGGUGGCGAGCGGAGGUUUUCCCGCCUGAGCGGAGGCACCCGGGGCCUGUGGCGGGGGACGCGCUGCCGAGGAAGAAAUCUGCUUCAUCUAAUUAAAUGCUAAUUCAGUCCUGCUAAUCUGCUAGUACUGUAGAUUGAAAGAUUUUUUUGCUGUUGCCAGGAUACCCUGUAAUGGGCAAGAAGCCUGAGAGAAUACAAAACGUUCUGAUUUUUUAACUUUUAAAAACUUUGUGUUUGACAGUGUUUUGCUUUUGUGCCAGGAAAUGUAUCUGCUGCCCAACUUUUUGAAAGAGUUUCAAAGCAAAUGUGUUCAUGAACUGACAUAUAGUAGGACCUGGGCUCCUGUUGAGAAGUGAUGGAAUAAUCUGUGGCCGGCACCUGACAUAUUGAGGGAGCAGCCCCUAAAAGAGCUUGCCUGGGAGACAGUUUGUGAAAUAACGCAGUAACAUGUUUGCAGUAACCAGCAUGUUUUGGAAAUUUGAUCUCCAUUCAUCAUCGCACAUAGAUACACUUCUAGAGAGAGAAGAUGUAACACUGAAGGAAUUGAUGGAUGAAGAGGAUGUUCUACAGGAGUGCAAGGCUCAGAAUCGCAAACUUAUAGAGUUUCUGCUGAAGUCAGAAUGUUUGGAAGACUUAGUUUCAUUUAUUAUUGAAGAGCCACCUCAAGACAUGGAUGAAAAAAUUCGAUAUAAAUACCCAAACAUAUCAUGUGAGCUGCUUACAUCAGAUGUCUCACAGAUCAAUGAUAGACUGGGAGAAGAAGAAUCCUUACUCCUGAAACUGUACAGCUUCCUCUUUAACGAAUCUCCUCUAAACCCUCUACUGGCCAGUUUCUUCAGCAAGGUGUUAAGUAUUCUUAUCAGCAGAAAACCAGAACAGAUUGUGGAUUUUUUAAAGAGGAAGCACGAUUUUGUAGACCUCAUUAUUAAGCACAUAGGGACCUCUGCUAUCAUGGACUUGUUGCUCAGGCUACUGACUUGCAUAGAACCUCCACAGCCCCGGCAAGAAGUGCUAAAUUGGCUGAAUGAGGAGAAAAUUAUCCAGCGGCUUGUGGAAAUAGUACACCCAUCUCAAGAUGAAGAUAGGCAUUCAAAUGCAUCACAGUCACUCUGUGAAAUUAUUCGUCUAAGCAGAGACCAGAUGCUACAAGUACAGAACAGCUCAGAACCAGAUCCACUGCUUGCAAGUUUAGAGAAACAAGAAAUCAUAGAGCAGCUUCUGUCUAAUAUUUUUCAUAAAGAAAAAAAUGAAUCUGCAAUAGUCAGUGCAAUCCAAAUCCUAUUGACCUUACUUGAGACAAGACGACAGACAUUUGAAGGACAUAUAGAGAUCUGUCCUCCAGGCAUGAGCAAUUCCACAUACUCUGUCAACAAAAGUGUUUUAGAAGCCAUAAAAGCACGACUUUCAUCCUUCCAUGAGCUCCUACUUGAGCCUCCAAAAAAAAGUGUCAUGAAGACAACCUGGGGUGUACUGGAUCCACCUGUAGGAAACACGCGUUUAAACGUGAUUAGAUUAAUAUCUAGCCUUUUACAGACAAAUACAAGCAGCGUGAAUCAGGAGCUUAUAGAACUUAACAGCAUAGGAGUAAUACUGGACAUGUUUUUUAAGUAUACGUGGAAUAACUUUUUGCAUACUCAAGUAGAAAUCUGUAUUGCAUUAAUUCUUGCAAGUCCUCUUGAAAACACGGAAAAUGGCACAAUUACAGAUCAGGAUUCCAGUGGGGACAAUCUCUUACUGAAACAUCUCUUCCUUAAGUGCCAAUUAAUAGAAAGAAUACUUGAAGCGUGGGACAUGAAUGAGAAGAAACAGGCUGAAGGAGGAAGAAGGCACGGCUACAUGGGUCACCUGACAAGGAUAGCAAACUGCAUUGUGCACAGUACAGAUAAGGGGCCAAACAGCACACUAGUCCAGCAGCUCAUCAAAGAGCUUCCAGAGGAGGUCAGAGAGCGAUGGGAAACAUUCUGCACAAGCUCUUUAGGAGAAACCAACAAGAGGAAUACAGUGGAUCUGGUUACGACCUGCCACAUUCAUUCUUCCAGUGAUGAUGAAAUAGACUUUAAAGAAACUGGCUUCUCACAGGAUUCUUCUUUGCAGCAGGCCUUUUCUGAUUAUCAGAUGCAACAAAUGACGUCCAAUUUUAUUGACCAGUUUGGCUUCAACGAUGAGAAGUUUGCUGAUCAAGAUGACAUUGGCAAUGUUUCUUUUGAUCGGGUUUCGGACAUCAACUUUACCCUCAAUACAAAUGAAAGUGGCAAUAUAGCCUUGUUUGAGGCAUGCUGUAAGGAACGGAUACAGCAGUUUGAUGAUGGUGGCUCUGAUGAGGAAGACAUUUGGGAAGAAAAACAUAUUGCAUUUGCACCAGAGUCCCAGAGGCGUUCCAGUUCUGGCAGUACAGACAGUGAAGAAAGUACAGAUUCUGAAGAAGAGGAUGGAACUAAACAAGACUUGUUCGAAUCCCACACCAAUACAGAGGACAAAAUGGAAGUAGACUUAAAUGAACCACCUAACUGGUCAGCGAACUUCGAUGUACCCAUGGAGACUGCACAUGGUGCCAGUCUGGAUUCUGUUGGCUCUGCUGUGUGGAGUAGUGAAGCACCUGUGCCAGCUAAAGAAACUGGCUGGGCUUCCUUUUCUGACUUCACAUCCUCUUUGAGCUCAAAAGACUCCUUAAGAAGUAAUUCUCCUGUGGAAAUGGAAACAAACACCGAUCCGGGUGAUCCCUUGAGUGCAAAUGCAGCUACCCUUACAACACAGCUAGAGACGCCUGGAAGUGUUGCUAUGGAGGCCAGCUCAGAUGGAGAGGAUGAUGUGGAAAAUGCAGACAAGGUAACUGAGACGGUCAUGAAUGGCAGCAUGAAGGAGACACUGAGCCUAACUGUAGAUGCUAAAACUGAAACUGCCGUUUUCAAAAGUGAGGAAGGAAAAUUGACUACCUCGCAGGAUCCUUCUUGUAAAUAUGUAGUAGAAGAGAAUACAGAGGUUGCAGAAGAGGUCCCUUCAGGUCUUCAGCCUACUAACAGCAGUUCAGAACAGAGGACUGAGCAACAUACCCAUUUAGGAGAGGCAUCUGUUAAUGGCCCUGUAUGAUAUGUGAUGUCUACUGCCUUGGCUGAAGAGAAAGAACUGAUGUCCAGGAGUUUGAGUGUUUCUUGAGGAUAUCAUCUAGACCCUGUUGAAGCCAGUCACUGCUGCACUAAUUUCGCAAGGAAUCAGGACCAGCAACAUUUAUAUUCUAGAUUUUAAGACAUUGUACAGAAAUUCAUAAGUGUAAAAAUAUUGCACAUUGAGAAAUACCAAUAAUUUUUGCGUAUGUUUAUAUUGUAUUGUUCUAAAUAAUGGGGGGCCUGUGAAAUAAGAUCCUGCUACCCAUGUAAUGAUGACAGUAGUGUUACUAUAGUUAAAAUGGCUGUAAGAAUAGUUUUAUAAAAAAGUGAAUACAAAAAUCUAAUGUAUUUGAGACAUAACUAUUUGACGAUUAGUGUGACCAAAGUAUUUAGCAGUUUUCUUACAUUUUUCACCUUGUAAAAAAAGAAAAAGAAAAGUCAUGUUUUUUCUGAAACUGAGAUGCCCUAUAAAUGUUAUUUUGGUUGGUUUAGCUUAAAAAAGUGAUUUAAAUAAGAAUUUUUUGGUGUUCAACAUUUUACAACAGGUUUUUUAAUUGGUAAUUGUUUUCUGUAUUGUUCAAAACAGAUCAAAAAAUGUAAGUCUAUUGGUAGAGAUUUUAAGUAUUUAUUGCAACAGCUUAGUUGACAAAUUGAUGUUACUGUAAAGCCAUAUGUUCUGUUAAGUCUAGUUUGCUUGAAACAAUACCUUCCAGGUGAAACACUAGAAUAUUUGGAGUGCACAUGGCUUGUUGUGUUUCAGUGGUUCACCUGCCUUUUAAACAGUUCACCAAGAUUUAGUUUAAUACCAAGCAUUAUACAAUGGAACAUUUCAGAACAAUCUGCGUAUUUAAAACGCUAUAAUCCUUUUAGACAAGUCAAGUAAAAGAAAUGCUCAUGCUGCUAAUGUAAUUACAGUACCUGCAUUUUAAAAGUAAAUAGUGUUUUUAAUACAAAUUUUGGCAGCAGAGCAUGUUAAUUGGUAAUUUCACUGUACUGAUCUGUGUGAGGCUUUCAUUUGUAUGUUCUAAACCAGUUUUUUCACAGCUGGUUUGUGUAUAUAUAUAGUGAUUAUGGAAACUAAUUCUGUGUAAUUUAUAAUUUUCUAUGUCAGUGUAAAAUUCCAACAGCCUUCUCAAACAAACAGAAGCAAUAUACUGUAUAUUGCCACAUUGUCCGGUGAAAGGGUUAAAAUACUCCUGCACUUUUAGACGCAAAACCAUUUUUGUUUCUGUAAUCGUUUUAUUCAUUUUUUUUUUACAUCAUUUGUUUUCCUGACCAGUAUUUAAAGCCAAAAGGAUAUUCUAAACAAUGGCCAAUGAGUUAUUUUAGAAGGCGUCCCAAACAACGUGCCUAAACAUUACAUUGCAUACAGAAAUAAAAAACCCACACGUAUGUCACUGCCCUUUUUGCUUUCUCUUUUGCAUUUUCUGCAAGGUUCAGUGCACUUGUCCUUGGAAGUUUUUGCAGACUGAUCAGUUCUGUGAACAUGAAGGGUAAAAGCACAAUAUCAUAAGUAGAAGGGGUAUGGUUGCCUUUUUAUUUAUAAGUGAUGGAAU